Messenger RNA from Tetrahymena thermophila SB210, 1668 nucleotides. RefSeq lists its product as hypothetical. Lineage: Eukaryota; Ciliophora; Oligohymenophorea; Hymenostomatida; Tetrahymenidae. The transcript is spliced from 2 exons. The record is from RefSeq and is a predicted model, not a curated record.
UAUUUCUAAUUAAAAAAUAUACAAAAAAAAAAAGAUAAACUAGAAACAAAUUUUUUCUAUAUGGAAGAUAUAAGAGUAGAAAGUUAAAAUUUGCUACAUGAAAAAAAUGAAGAGGAUUUUAUUGAAAUGAAUAUUUUGAAGUAAGGAUGUGGAUUUGGAUUAUUAAUAAGUGAUUUUAAUGAAGCUGAUGAAUAGUAGUAGGUUGAUAGGGAUUUUAGUAAACCCUUUUAGGUUGUUAAAUACUAUAAAAGAUAUAAUAAUUUUUUAGGGAAAGUUGAGGAUAUGGCUGUAAUAAGCUAUCCUAUGACCGAGAUGAUACCUGAUAAUAUCCCAAAAGCUUUACUUUAAAAAUAUACGAAUCUAACCAAAAAACAUGAAAACCAAAAAGACUUGAAUAAUUAAAACAAAGAAAGUAUGUACGAAAAUAAAGAUAUUUAAUUGGGAUUUUCUGAAGAGUAAAUAGAAAGUUUAGACGAUUUAAAUGAUGAUGAUAAUUGUGAGUGGACAUAAGCUUACAAAUUUUGCUAAAAUUUUGAAAAAUUAAUUUAUUUAAAAGUUGAUUUAGAAAGUCAAAUUUAGUUUAACAAAAUUUUGGGUUAGAUAAAGUAGAAGCUUUUAAUUGUGGAUGAUAAAUAUAUUGAACCAAGAGGAGAAAAUUUUUUGAGAUUAAAGCAUCUGAGUUAGCCAGGAAUUAAUUAUAUUAAAUAUAAUGGAUAAUAUCUUAUUUAAUUCCAAGAUUUAUAAUAAUUAAUGAUUACGUUUACCCGCCUAUUUAUGGAUAAUUACAAUCCAAAACUAGAUAGAAAUUUAUUUGAAUUGUUUAAAAAAGGUAACUAUAUUAUUCAAAAAUCUAAACCUAUUUCUGUUUAAAAAAUGGACAGUAAAUUUUUCUAGUAGCGUAAAAUGGAAAAAUAAAUCGAGAGAAAAUAAUCACUUGAGUAAGAAGAGAUUUAGCCUCAUAAAAAAAAAAUGAGUAGUCGUGAAGAGGAUAUUUAGAUGCUAUAAGAUUAAGAUGAAGAAGAAGUAGAAUAAAAUUAAUGCGAAUAAAAGUCAUACAGCAAUAACGAUAUGGAAUAAUCAAUAAAGAAUUAUAAUUAUUUAGAUAAAUAAAUUUUUGUGAAAGAUGAAAGCAGUCACAAUAUCACAUAAUCAAAAGACACAGCUGAGACUCAUCUAAAUUAAGAAAAAGAAAAUAAGUAAGCUGAGCAUACUGAAAAUUUAAUUCCCCAAUCUUGCUAUUCAAAUAAGACCCCUUUUUCCAUUUAAGAAAAACAAAAAGACGAAAUAAUAAAUUAACCAAAUGAAAAUUGCAAAGGAAUUGUUUUGAAGCAGGAACAAUAAACUGAAGAAAAUGAAAAUGCUUAGAAAAAUGAAAAUUGGUAAUUCAUUCAUAAGAACGAUUAUUGCAAAAAAAUGUUGAAAAAUAAAUAAUUUAUUGAUAAAUUCAAACAAAAAUUACAGAAUGGUAGCUAAUUUCUUAAAAUUUUCAGAAUUAAUAAAUUUAAAUCUUUUGAAUAAUUUUAUGAAGAUCAUCAAAGUUUAUAUGAUUAAAUUUAUUUAGCUUACCACUCCAAGAAUUCCAAAUAAUAAACUGAUUUACUUAAAAUUAAAUAUAAAAAUAAAUUUAAAUAACUUUUUCAAUAAUUAUACUCAGAAUACAAACCAUGA